Bombus huntii is the source of this 3333-nucleotide messenger RNA. RefSeq names its product protein lozenge-like. The coding region runs from base 1216 to 2757 and encodes 513 amino acids. Gene Ontology annotation, biological process: regulation of DNA-templated transcription. The transcript is spliced from 6 exons. Gene Ontology annotation, cellular component: nucleus. NCBI's taxonomy places the organism in Eukaryota, Metazoa, Arthropoda, Insecta, Hymenoptera, Apidae. Gene Ontology annotation, molecular function: DNA-binding transcription factor activity, RNA polymerase II-specific; RNA polymerase II cis-regulatory region sequence-specific DNA binding; ATP binding. The record is from RefSeq and is a predicted model, not a curated record.
UUGGAAUAUACCAUUAUUCAUGUCAUCUUGCAACGAGUAAAAGUAAAUCAUUUGCUCCUAGAGAAUCGAGCACUAAUCGCAUACUUCUAUAACGAAACUAAUUAACAGUUUGAGAUAUAUUAAGAUACUGAGUACAUUAAAACUAUUUGAUCAAAUGCAAUCGAUUACUAAUUGAUAUGAUCAUUUGCCAUGACUAACACAAUUUCCCAGUAGUUGAACAAUGCAACAUAUUCGCCGGAAGCUGGCGAAAAACUCUUCGCGUGAGAGAAUAGACUGCGUAUAAAUAAGCCGAGAAAUAUGAAAACGCGAACACUGGCCAGAAAACGAGUGCACUCGAUCAGAGGGCGGGCGAUCUAACAGUGGGGAUAUGGAAGAGAGGAGGCGCGGUGGGAGGAUGAUGUCGACGGUGGGGAGCUUUGGAAUUGCAAGGCUUAGGCCGUCCCGGGCCGCUUACGCGGAACACGCGGCUGAAGCCGCGCCGCCGGCAUUACGUCGCGCACCGUCGACCGCGACUGACGUUCCUGUAAUUGUGUUUCAUUCCCAACCUCUAUUUCGAUGUACUGUGUUUUCUCGAAUCUACAAACGAGCCUCGUCAACAAUCGUGUCUGUACAUAGUAUCGAAUCUUUGUCGCGAAACAAAAGUGAAAGCUUCUCAUUUAAGCUGUCAUUAGACCAACUGGUGUCAGAGGUUCGGAAACCUCGGCGUACCUCGCGUCCAGCAACCUGUAGGAGCCUCCAAUCCGGGUAAAAACGUGUUACGUCAUCAAUAAGUGAUCGUAUAGUUUAAUAAUAAAUCCUUGAUAGAUCGUGCAUCGAUCUCUGUAGUGACACCUCGCGGACUAAAAGUGCAAUAGCGGGGAGAAACAGUUUCUGAUUGGAGGUGUUACGUUGUUAUUCGAUAAAUAUUGUCAUGGCGUUGGCGGGAAACGAGUAAGUUUAAGAGCUGUCGUUAUGGAACUCGGAGAAAUUUCGAGAACGCCGACAAUACUUCGUACGUAUUAUAAGAUACGAUGAAUGUGUCGGUAAGUAUCCUGGAUAUCCAUCGUGUGGACCAGAAGUGGAGAAGCAGCUGCUGGAGGAGGAGUUACUGGUAGCAGCCAGGAAGUAGAUAGCAGGCUCCGGUGGAGUGCAUAGAUCGAGGAGGCAAGUGAAGUCACGACGUCUUGCCCGGAGGGUGCGUGCUUGGGCGACGAGGGGCGGCUACUGGCCGAUGGGAUGCAUCUACCGGUGGGUUCCGUGGGCUGCGGGGAGAAUUACGCCACCGUUGGAUCCCACGAAGGCGCCGGCCCGUGCGGCCCCUCACUGGCGCCUCUCCAGGGGGUGAACACCAGGUACCAGCAGGCCGACGACGCCGACGCCGGGGGAGGAGGUGGCGAGAUGAGCGAGGGUGCCGCCGUCGGCGAGCUGUGGUGGACCGAGAGACUCGUCGGCGAGGCACAGGCUGAACACCCUGGCGAAUUAGUUCGAACAGGUUCUCCGUAUUUUCUAUGCAGUCAACUGCCAACUCACUGGCGGUCCAACAAGACGCUUCCGGUGGCGUUCAAAGUUGUCGCCCUGGGCGAAGUCGUCGAUGGAACUCUAGUGACAGUGCGAGCGGGUAACGAUGAGAACUGUUGCGCCGAACUAAGGAAUUCCACUACCUUGAUGAAGAACCAAGUCGCCAAGUUCAAUGACUUGAGGUUCGUUGGGAGAAGCGGCAGGGGAAAAAGUUUCAGCAUCACGAUUACUGUAUCAACGACACCACCCCAAGUGGCUACGUAUACGAGAGCCAUCAAGGUGACCGUCGAUGGACCCAGAGAACCGCGCUCCAAAACGAGGCAGACACACAUUCCUGGAUUGGCGCGAGUUCCCGCAUUAUCCCGAGUUCCUGGACUGGCACGAGGGACCUUCCCCGACGCACCAAGCCCGUUCACUCCCUACCUACGGGAACCAGAGCCGUACAGGAGGAAUAAGCAUCACGUCGGCAACAACGUCACCGCGAAUUCGGUUAGUGGUGCCUGUACCAACCCCAACAACACCGAUCCGACCGCAUCGCCUGCUUCCAGUACACACCUCGGGGCUAAUAGUGGCUCCUCGGCUCAUCAAGAUUGCUACAAGCACAGUCCUCAGCAUGGUGAUACGAGUACGGCUGCUGCAGAGUGGACUUACCCAUCUGCAGCAUCUUCUUAUCCAGCUCCACCAGUAAGCAGUGGUGGCUCGUUUUCGCCGAUUCCUGGAGGAGCGUUUUCGUAUCCAGGGGAAGCCCUUUCUCAUCAUCCCACGACGGAACCGGUACCAUUACCCACUGUUCUUCCGUCAGACAGUCAACAGGACACGUACACGCCGAAUUGCGUCUCCAUGUAUCCAAGUCACGGAACCUCGUCGACCUCGUUGCCAUUGGUACCCAGCAAGACCAGCGAUCCAGACAUCUUCGCGGGCGGUGGGACAGGCAGCGGAAGUCCAGGUUACCACUACGGUUCCUGGACCUCUGGACCAGCUACGCCGGUCCCGGUCGCCUCACACAAUUACAAUCCAAACUACCAAGGCUACUAUAAUAAUCCAAGCCAAAAUUACAUCAGUCCAGCGCCAAUGGUCCUUUAUCCACAGUUGUACAGCACGGUGAACCAGAACCAGAUUCAUCUGCAUCUGCAUGGUGAUUUGAGCGAGGAACAGGUCACAAUCGCUGGCAGUAAUCUGACGAUCAGCAGCAACAGGCUGGAGAUCGGAGUUAUGGGCGAAGAGAACGAGCAAAGGAACGAUGUAUGGAGACCUUACUGAAGGGAUUUGUAAACGAGUCUGUGACUUUAAAUGUUAUAAAUGUGAUAUCGAUGAAACGAUAAUGUUUGCAAUAGAGAGUUGAGAGAAGGGUCGAGCGAAGGUGUUAGGAACUUGGUGAUGUAGUGGUAGUGCUCGAGGAAAUGGUCGAUUUUUCGCGGUCAUACCAAGUGUGAUUGGUAUCGACGGUGACUGAGAACUGGAACACGAAUGUGUAGAUACGCUGUCGUCGUGAGAAAGUCUCGAGGUGUUAGGAAAGGAUCUCGACUCUAAGAGCGUCUCUAACUCGAUCGUUUAGAAAAAGCAUCGCUGGAGGAGCGCGUAGAGGGAUCAGGGCUCGAUACGCGGCUGUAAAUUGAGCCAGCGCGUACGUGUAUCCGCAAAGUGGGAAGAUAGUCAUGUAACAUUGUAAAUACAGAUAUUUUCCAUGAAAUAAAAUCUUGCCUGAACAGGUUCCUGCAUGCCCCCGUUCACUAGAUCCACCACGAGGAAGCUUCGUAUACGUAGGAACGAAUAUAGACAUAGCAUUAGUAAAGAGUCAUCGAGAACAUCGACGAUUUUUCGUUCGUUGUUUCUCGU